Schistosoma turkestanicum is the source of this 759-nucleotide messenger RNA. Lineage: Eukaryota; Metazoa; Platyhelminthes; Trematoda; Strigeidida; Schistosomatidae. The record is from the annotation of a GenBank genome assembly.
AUGGCUUCUGUUACGGUUCAUUAUUUCGUUAUUGGACUUAUCAUAGCUACCGUGAGCACAUUUUUCAUAAGCUACUUAAUUUCGACGUCAAAUCAUCAUGCAUCUAUAAUCUUUCCAUACAUAAGUGAUACUGGUGCCUUGCCACCCGAAAGCUGUGUAUUUGGUCAAUUACUCAAUAUAUGUUCAUUUCUCUCUUUUGUAUGCAUUUAUUGCUGGUAUCUGCAUGAGUGCAAUGUGAUACAUGCUCUUGAGGGACCUAACUCCCACAUUGUUUUCGCACGCCUUACUUGUACUGUUGGCUGUCUAAGUGCACUGGGAAUGUCGAUUGUAGCUAAUUUCCAGGAAGCAUCUCUAAUAGUCGUUCAUUUGAUUGGGGCAUUGAUGACUUUUGGGUUGGGUAUUGUAUUUUCAGCUUUGGUCACUUAUUCUACACUCAAACAUUUGGAAUACAAUUUUAAGAUAUAUAUAUUCCGCUUAAUCUUAACUAUUUUUGGUUUUCUGGCGCAUCUGGGAGUAUUCAUUUUUGGUCAUUUGUCAGGAGAAAUCCACGGUCCUUUCCCUAGAAAAUGGGAUCCUUCUGAACCGGGUUUUAAAUAUCAUGCAUUGAGUAGCUUUUGCGAAUGGUUAAUGUCCUUCACUUUCUUACUAUUUUUCGCUUCUAUGAUAUUCGAACUGAGAAACUAUGAAUUGGAAUCUGUUAAAAUCCGUCAUAUAGUUAUUGCACCUGAGAACAAUGAACGGACGCCUCUCCUCGCCUAA